GCUGCCUCCUCUCCCCGUCCGGCUCCCGCCCCUCCUGCGCGCUGCUCCCGGUAGAUGGAGCAUCCUCAUCGCUUUUCGCCCGAAGCCCUCAGAAAUGUUGGUCUUUCCCUCAUAACUCCCGCUGUUAAAGCAAGAGGGCGGUUUCUGGGGGACAGGCCCCCCGCCGAUGUGGCCCUGAGGGAGCGCAGCGCUGCGGCCCGGGAGCCCCUCCGGGAGCCGCCCGUUCACCUGCUGCGUGAACGGCCUCGGCCCCUUCUCCCGGCGGCUGAACCUGCUCCGGGCUUGCCCCACAGCCCUGGCUCCCACCACCUCCGGUACGGCGUGGAGGUGACAAGGUGAUACCUGCCGCCCUCUCCGCACCCUUUGACGGGGCUGAGGUGCCCCAGAGAGUUUACACAAUGAGUGACGAACUUUUGACCAACUUGGACAAACUUCUGGUCGAACUUGCUUUCCAGGUAGAACAAGGUUCUUUUGCUAAGGAACGUGUGAAUCAACAGAUAAACUCAUAUGCUGCAGAAUUCGCAGAAAAAAAGGAUAAAAUUGCUAAGUUGGAGGAAAAUAUAAAGAACGGCAAUGAGGAAAUAGCUGAUUUGAAAAAGCAACAUGAGAGCAGUAAGAAGAACUGUAAUGUUUGGAAGCCCACCUAUAAAAUUCUUAGCAAACAUGAAGAAUAUGUGAAAAAUGAACUUGAAGCUUUAGAGGAAGCUACAGAAAAUGAGAGGAAAAUGUAUGAGGAUUGCAUAACCCAGUAUAAGGAGGUUUUGGAGGAACACCACAAAAAAUAUGCAGGGACUGCUCUUGCCCAGAGGCAUUACAAAAAAAAGGAGGAAGUUGAAGAAAUCCAAAAGAGAGUUUUGAAACACUGGAAAAAAUACAAAUGGAAGGAAGAUGCUCGCUUGGAUCUGGAGGCUGUUCCUUUUAAAUCUGUAAAUGAUUGGGCUGUGCACAUUGCAUCUUCAAAGCAAAAAACACAGGAAAUGUUACAUCUUACCACUGUUGCUGCACAAGAAUUCGUCAAACUGAAAAAAGAAGCAGAUGAAUUAGAAAUGAAGAUUGGUUCUUUAGAAAAGAGACUUGAAGCGGCUACAGAAGAUCAAGAUAACUCUGAAAUGAUUGAAGGAAAAAAUCAAAAAAGUCUCGAGAAACCAAAGGAGUUUAAAGAAAGGAUGUUUGAAGAGCCUGAACACACACCUUUGCCAAAAGAGAAACAUCAGUGGUGCAAACCAUUACCUGUCCUACGCAUUCCUCAGAAACUGGUCCAGUCUGUACAGAGUAUUAGAUUCUCAAAUCAACAACCAGAAACAGGGAGAGAAGACAAAGAAAAAACAAUGGAACUUUCAGUUGCCACUAGCAGUUCCUCCAAUCUUGCAGAAAAUUUGUCAGAGAUGGUUAUUGACACCGCAGGGACCAAUAACCCACGAAUUGCCCAGGUUCCAUCAAUAGCAAGCAUACAAACCCCAAUGAAAUUCAGAGUGACAAAUCCUCCAAAGCAGUUGACUUCCAACCAGCAGUUUGAGAGUAAAAAGGCAGUAAUGGCAAACCAAGAGGCCAAACGUGGUGAUAAAGAAGCAGAUGAGCCAAAGGAAUCUUCGCACAUACCUCAAGAUGUACACACGUGUUUUAAUCCAAAUGAAGAUAAUCCUGACAUAGUAGAAGAAAGUGCAGAACCAUUUUUAAGAGUACCUAAAACACCUGACUUAAAGGGAAAGAAGAUGCAGUUCUCUGAAACACCUCCCUUUGACUUCAUUCAAAAUUUAGGUUGUGAAGAAGGAACAUCAAAAUCUCCUGCUUUCUUUUCUCUCAUGAACUUCUCCCAGAAGUCACCUGGCUUUAACUUCUUUGGUUCUUCUGUGUUUGGGGCACAAAACUCAUCUGAUGAGGCAGAAGAAAAUUUUCCUGUGGGAAACCUGAACACUCAGUCCCCACACAAAGAUAUUGGGAGCUUCUUUGGGAAACCUGAAAGUGAGGAUGCAUUUGCCUUUCCCUUCGCCUCAGAAUCAACUUCUCAUGCAUUUGGAGAUGGAAAAGAUGACUUUAGUUUUCCAUUUGCAUUUGGACAGGAUCAGAGAUCAUCACAGUCUCCUUCUAUGAAAGGUUUUCAUUCUUCCUUACAAAAUACAAAGCAAUUUACACUCUUUUGAAUGCCUUUGACUUCCUUUUAAAUUCUUUUCCUACUUAGCCUUGACAAAUGUUUUCAGUUUCUGAAGUUAAAGUACAAAGCAUUUCAUCUUCUCCUUUCAUUUCUGUAAGAAAUAGUGUAAGAAUACAUUACUGUAGUUGCUGCAAGAACAUGUGUGUGUUGAUGCAGAUUUAUUUUUCUUAUUUAUUUUCUAAAGGUGUUUUUUUCAUAAAAUGUUAUGAUAUGCUCUUGCCAAAUUGGCACUUAGAAGCAGCAGAAAUAUCAUUUUACAGUAGUGAGUUAAUUCAAUAUCUGUGUGAGAGCACCUAAACAUCUAGAUGACUACUUUCAGCCUCUGAUAUAAACUAAAUUACUUGUGUUAGUAAGAGUGACUGUUUAUUGUAGCAGUAAAAGCUGAAUUUGAGUUAAAGACACUGUUUUAAGUAUUCUGUGUGUAACAGCUGAUUUAUAAUUUUGAAAUAAACAUUUUUGUUAAUUUUA
Molecule: messenger RNA, 2620 nt
Organism: Pipra filicauda (Wire-tailed manakin)
Lineage: Eukaryota; Metazoa; Chordata; Aves; Passeriformes; Pipridae
Gene: CUNH14orf39
Product: chromosome unknown C14orf39 homolog
Exons: 18
Coding region: 399-2141 (580 amino acids)
Biological process (GO): meiotic DNA double-strand break processing involved in reciprocal meiotic recombination; homologous chromosome pairing at meiosis; oogenesis
Cellular component (GO): central element
Source: RefSeq, a predicted model, not a curated record